AUGAAUGUUGAAAUCGUAAAAUACUUACUGGAACAACAGCAACAUAUUUAUAAUGAAUUAUCUGAUCACAAUGAAAUAGAUAUUAUAAAAAAAUAUGGUAGCUACGCUAAACGCUACACAAUUGCAUUGAUAUCACUUGCCCUAUUUGUAACAUCUAUUUUAUUUUUCUACCAAUUUUGGCCGCUUAUAUUCGAUAUUUUGUUCCCCAUAAAUGAGACUCGAUCUCAUUUAUCAUUAUUUUUUAUAACCGAAUACUUCGUCGAUCAAGAGAAAUAUUACUAUUUAAUUUUGAUACAUAUAAAUGCGGCCAGUUUCAUAGGAAUAAUUGCAAUGGUAGCAACAGGAACAAUGAUCAAUGUUUAUCAACAACUUGCGUGUGGAAUGUUUCGAAUUGCUAGUUAUCGUAUCAAACGAGCAAUGGCAAUCGACAUGGUGUAUGAGAAUAACUUAAAGAAGAAAAUAUUGGUCCAUAAGAGAUUAAUCUGUGGCGUUGAUAUGCAUCGUAAAGCUAUGAAGUUGGUACUUAAUAAUAAGUUAUUUAUUUAAAAUAAUUAUGAAAUGAAUAAAAAAUAUCUUUUCCUUUCGUUAAAGAUUUUCUGAUUUAUCAGUAUCCAAAUUUAAAGGAAUGUUCUUCCUUAUGAUAGUAGCCGGAAUGAUGUGUACAGCUAUUAAUUAUUUUCGGGUAAGUUAUAUUGUAAACUUAUUUGUA
Molecule: messenger RNA, 709 nt
Organism: Pogonomyrmex barbatus (red harvester ant)
Lineage: Eukaryota; Metazoa; Arthropoda; Insecta; Hymenoptera; Formicidae
Biological process (GO): detection of chemical stimulus involved in sensory perception of smell; sensory perception of smell
Cellular component (GO): plasma membrane
Molecular function (GO): olfactory receptor activity; odorant binding
Source: RefSeq, a predicted model, not a curated record